AUGACAAUCAAGAACAAGUAUCCUCUACCGCAAAUUGAUAACUUAUUCGAUCAACUUCAAGGAAAAAGGGUGUUCUCGAAGAUAGAUCUACAUUUGAGAUAUUGUCAACUGAGAAUUAGAGAGGAGGACAUACCAAAGAUGGCUUUCCGUACUAGAGAUGGGCGCUAUGAAUUCUUGGUGACAUUCUUGGAUCAUAUAGUGAGUAAGGAUGGAGUUAUGGUAGACCCAAUCAAGAUAAAUGCAGUAAAGAACUGGCCUAGACCAAAGAAAGCAUCUGAAGUGAGAAGCUUUCUUAGUUAUCUGGCGACUAUUGGAGUAGCACCGUAUGAGAUGUUAUAUGGUCGCAAGUGUAGAAGGCCAAUACAUUGGGAUGAGAUGGGAGAAAGUAUGUUUCUUGAACCGAAAUCAGUUCAAGAAGCAAAUGAAGCUAUUGCUCAGAUUAGACCACGGAUGAUUACAUCUCAAGAUCGGCAAAAGAUUUAUGCAGAUCCCAAGAGAAGGGAUAUAGAGUUUUCAGUUGGUGAUUAUAUCUUCUUUAGAGUAUCACCAAUGAAAGGAGUUAGAAGAUUCAUAAAGAAAUGGAAGUUAAGUCCCACAUUUGUAGGCUCGUUUGAGAUUCUGGAAAUAAUUGGGCAAGUGGCUUAUCGGCCAGCAUUGCCACUAACACUGCCAGGAGUGCACAAUGUAUUUCACGUAUCUAUGUUGAGAAAAUAUGUGUCAUAUUCGUCUCAUGUUCUUAGGUAUGAGACCUUGAGCCUACAGGAAGAUCUUUCAUAUGAGGUAGUGUCAUUACAGAUAUUGGAUAAGAAGGACAAAGUGUUGAGAAACAAGACAAUUCCAUUGGUUAAGGUUCUGUGGAAGAGUAGUGCGGUGGAAGAAGCCACUUGGGAAUUGGAGUUGCACAUGAGAGAGAACUAUCCAGAAUUGUUCAGGAAACCUUUGUGA
Messenger RNA from Humulus lupulus (European hop), 945 nucleotides. RefSeq lists its product as uncharacterized. NCBI's taxonomy places the organism in Eukaryota, Viridiplantae, Streptophyta, Magnoliopsida, Rosales, Cannabaceae. The transcript has 3 exons. Bases 1 to 945 code for a protein of 314 amino acids. The record is from RefSeq and is a predicted model, not a curated record.